Molecule: messenger RNA, 1045 nt
Organism: Poecilia latipinna (sailfin molly)
Lineage: Eukaryota; Metazoa; Chordata; Actinopteri; Cyprinodontiformes; Poeciliidae
Gene: ube2f
Product: ubiquitin-conjugating enzyme E2F (putative)
Exons: 10
Coding region: 277-831 (184 amino acids)
Source: RefSeq, a predicted model, not a curated record
ACAUUAGCUGCUCUUCCGUUGCCCAUGACACCGGAGCGAAGUUCUGACAGCUGAUUUCCAAACCGGUUUCCGACACUUUCAGAACCCCAGGUCCCGGUUUUCGGCUUGUUUCCCAUUUGGAGGCGUUUGCUGCUUCCCAGCUGCGGUGUUCCUGACGGCGGGUUUACCGGGAUACAGCGGCUGAUUAUGGUGUAGCACGGAACGUUAGCUCGGAGAGACGGAAGACAUCUAAGCAGCGGACGCAGAGUGGUGUAGAGCAGACGGAGCAGCUUAGCCAUGCUUACACUGGCCAGCAAGUUGAAGAAGGACGAUGGAGGAAAGACAGGCCGUGCCUCUGGAGCCUCUGACUCCACCCACAGGGUCUCCAUCAGAGACCGCCUCCUCACCAAAGAAGUUGCAGAACUUGAAGCCAAUCUCCCUAGUACAUGCAAAGCCAGUUUCCCAGAUGAGAAUAAGCUGCAUCACUUUCAGCUGGCAGUGUCUCCUGAUGAAGGUUACUACCAAAGUGGAAGGUUUCAGUUUGAAAUAGAUGUCCCUGAAGCCUAUAACAUGGUGCCUCCUAAAGUCAGAUGUCUGACCAGAAUAUGGCAUCCGAAUAUCACAGAAAAUGGAGAGAUCUGUUUGAGCUUAUUGAGAGAACAUUCAAUUGACGGCACAGGUUGGGCACCAACUAGAACGUUAAAGGAUGUGGUCUGGGGAUUGAACUCCUUGUUUACUGACCUGCUGAACUUCGAUGACCCACUGAACAUCGACGCAGCAGAACAUCAUCUGAGAGACAAGGAGGAUUUUCGAAAUAAGGUUCAAGAUUACAUCAAGCACUACGCCAGAUGAUAGAUGCAUCGGCUACCCCCAGCAGCCGUGCGACAAACAACCAAACUGCUCUACCUUGCCUCUGCUUAUCUGGCCGACUCCUCCUCGUGUGAAACAGCAGCAGACUCUUUGACUCUUACUACUCCCCUCCACCUCCAUAUGACACGGCAACCCCCGCAAUAAACUUCACACUGCAGAAAUAAUAAAAAAAAAAAAGAAAAAAAUAGUAAAAAAC